CCACCUACCUCCCCGCCGCUCCAGAGGGGGCUCUCAGAGCUGAGGACGCGCGCAGCGCUGCUCAAGGUCUCUCUCUCUCCGCACCCUCGCCGGCCGGCAUCUGACGCGGGUGCCAGGGGGCUCCCGGCACCUUUCAGUGUCCCUUCCCUCGGCCAGCCAGGACUCCGCAACCCAGCAGUUGCCGCUGCGGCCACCGCCCGAGGGUACCAGCGGACAGGACGCCGGCAGGAGGAGCGGUGCGCAGCGCCCGCGCAGAGCGUCUCCCUCGCUGCGCAGCGAGACUCGGGCCUCCGGGCCCCAGGAGCCCCCAGCUGCCUCGCCAGGUGUGUGGGACUGAAGUUCUUGGAGACGGGCGUCCGACUCUUCAAGGUGAACUAUGACCACUUUACUCUGGGUUUUUGUGACUCUGAGGGUCAUCACUGCAGCUGUCUCAGUGGAAGUUUCAGACCAUGACAACUCGCUGAGUGUGAGCAUCCCCCAACCGUCCCCGAUGAGGGUCCUCCUCGGGACCUCUCUCACCAUCCCCUGCUAUUUCAUCGACCCCAUGCACCCUGUAACCACCGCCCCCUCCACCGCCCCCCUCGCCCCAAGAAUCAAGUGGAGCCGUGUUUCCAAGGAGAAGGAGGUAGUGCUGCUGGUGGCCACUGAAGGGCGCGUGCGGGUCAACAGUGCCUACCAGGAUAAGGUCUCGCUGCCCAACUAUCCCGCCAUCCCUAGCGACGCCACCUUGGAAAUCCAGAGCCUGCGCUCCAAUGACUCUGGGGUCUACCGCUGCGAGGUGAUGCACGGCAUCGAGGACAGUGAGGCUACCAUGGAGGUCGUGGUGAAAGGCGUUGUGUUCCAUUACAGAGCCAUUUCCACGCGCUACACCCUUGACUUCGACAGGGCUCAGCGGGCCUGCCUGCAGAACAGUGCCAUCAUCGCCACACCUGAGCAGCUGCAGGCCGCCUAUGAAGAUGGCUUCCACCAGUGUGACGCCGGCUGGCUGGCCGAUCAGACUGUCAGAUAUCCCAUCCACACUCCCCGGGAAGGCUGCUAUGGAGACAAGGAUGAGUUUCCUGGCGUGAGGACAUAUGGCAUCCGAGACACCAAUGAGACCUAUGACGUAUAUUGCUUCGCCGAGGAGAUGGAGGGUGAAGUCUUUUAUGCAACAUCUCCAGAGAAGUUCACUUUCCAGGAGGCAGCCAAUGAGUGCCGGCGGCUGGGUGCCCGGCUCGCCACCACGGGCCAGCUCUACCUGGCCUGGCAGAGCGGCAUGGACAUGUGCAGCGCUGGCUGGCUGGCCGACCGCAGUGUGCGCUACCCCAUCUCCAAGGCCCGGCCCAACUGCGGGGGCAACCUCCUGGGUGUGAGGACCGUCUACCUGCAUGCCAACCAGACGGGCUACCCCGACCCCUCAUCCCGCUAUGACGCCAUCUGCUACACAGGUGAAGACUUUGUGGACAUCCCAGAAAACUUCUUUGGAGUAGGGGGUGAGGAGGACAUCACCAUCCAGACGGUGACCUGGCCUGACGUGGAGCUGCCACUGCCUCGAAAUAUUACCGAGGGUGAAGCCCGAGGCAACGUGAUCCUUACUGCAAAGCCCAUCUUCGAUGUCUCCCCCAGUCCUCUGGAGCCUGAGGAGCCCUUCACAUUUGCCCCUGAAAUAGGGGCCACUGCCUUUCCUGAGAUUGAGAAUGAGACUGCAGAGGCCAGCAGGCCCUGGGCCUUUCCCACGCCUGGCCUGGGCCCUGCCACAGCCUUCACCAGUGAGGAUCUCGUUGUGCAGGUGACUGCUGUCCCAGGUGCAGCUGAGGUCCCUGGGCAGCCGCAUUUGCCAGGGGGAGUCGUGUUCCACUACCGCCCGGGACCCACCCGAUACUCGCUGACCUUCGAGGAGGCGCAGCAGGCCUGCCUGCGCACCGGGGCGGUCAUUGCCUCUCCAGAGCAGCUCCAGGCCGCCUACGAAGCUGGCUAUGAGCAGUGUGACGCCGGCUGGCUGCGGGACCAGACUGUCAGAUACCCCAUUGUGAGCCCACGGACCCCAUGCGUGGGUGACAAGAACAGCAGCCCAGGAGUCAGGACGUAUGGCGUGCGCCCAUCAACAGAGACCUACGAUGUUUACUGCUAUGUGGACAGACUUGAGGGGGAGGUGUUCUUCGCCACACGCCUUGAGCAGUUCACCUUCCAGGAAGCACUGGACUUCUGUGAAUCUCACAAUGCCACGCUGGCCACCACUGGCCAGCUCUACGCCGCCUGGAGCCUCGGCCUGGACAAGUGCUAUGCCGGCUGGCUGGCCGACGGCAGCCUCCGCUACCCCAUCGUCACCCCAAGACCUGCCUGUGGUGGGGACAAGCCAGGCGUGAGAACCGUCUACCUCUACCCUAACCAGACGGGCCUCCCGGACCCGCUGUCCCGGCACCAUGCCUUUUGCUUCCGAGGCGUUUCAGCAGCUCCUUCUCCAGGAGAAGAAGAGGGUGGCACACCCACAUCACCCUCUGGUGUGGAGGACUGGAUCGUGACCCAAGUGGUGCCUGGUGUGGCUGCUGUCCCCAUGGGGGAGGAGACAACUGCUGUACUCUUAGGCGAGACUACUGCAGUCCCAGAGUUCACCACUGAGCCAGAAAACCAGACAGAAUGGGAACCCGCCUACACCCCAAUGGGCACAUCCCCACUGCCAGGGAUCCUUCCGACUUGGCCUCCCACUGGCGCAGCAACAGAGGAAAGCACAGAAGGCCCUUCUGCAACUGAAGUGCCCUCUGCCUCAGAGGAACCAUCCCCCUCAGAGGAGCCAUUCCCCUCGGUGGAACCAUUCCCCUCAGUGGGGCCAUCCCCUUCGACGGAGCCGUCCCCCUCGGUGGAACCAUUCCCCUCCCAGGAGCCACCCACUUCAGAGGAACCAUCAGCUUCAGAAGAGCCAUACACACCUUCAACCCUGGUGCCCAGCUGGACUGAGCUUCCAGGCUCUGGGGAAGAAUCUGGCGCCCCUGAAGUCAGUGGUGACUUCACAGGCAGUGGAAAUGCUUCAGGACACCUUGACUUCAGUGGGCAGCUGUCAGGGGACAGGGCAAGUGGACUGCCCUCUGGAGACCUUGACUCCAGUGGUCUUACUUCCACAGUGGGCUCAGGCCUGCCUGUGGAAAGUGGACUGGCCUCAGGGGAUGGAGAGAGAAUUGAAUGGUCCAGCACACCUAUGGUUGGUGAACUGCCCUCUGGAGGUGAGAUCCUAGAGGGCUCUGCCUCUGGAGCUGGGGACCUCAGUGGACUUCCUUCUGGAGAAGUUCUAGAGACUUCUGCCUCUGGAGUAGGAGACCUCAGUGGACUUCCUUCUGGAGAAGUUCUAGAGACUUCUACCUCUGAAGUAGAAGACCUUAGCAGACUUCCUUCUGGAAGAGAAGGUCUAGAGAUUUCUGCGUCUGGAGUAGGGGACCUUAGUGGACUUUCUUCUGCAGGAGAAGUUCUAGAGACUACUGCCUCUGGAGUAGAGGACAUUAGUGGGCUUCCUUCUGGAGAAGUUCUAGAGACUUCUACCUCUGGAGUAGGAGACCUCAGUGGGCUUCCUUCUGGAGAAGUUCUAGAGACUUCUACCUCUGGAGUAGGAGACCUCAGUGGGCUUCCUUCUGGAGAAGUUCUAGAGACUUCUACCUCUGGAGUAGGAGACCUCAGUGGGCUUCCUUCUGGAGAAGUUCUAGAGACUUCUACCUCUGGAGUAGGAGACCUCAGUGGGCUUCCUUCUGGAGAAGUUCUAGAGACUUCUACCUCUGGAGUAGGAGACCUCAGUGGGCUUCCUUCUGGAGAAGUUCUAGAGACUUCUACCUCUGGAGUAGGAGACCUCAGUGGACUUCCUUCUGGAGGAGAAGUUCUAGAGACUUCUGCCUCUGGAGUAGAGGACAUCAGUGGGCUUCCUUCUGGAGAAGCUGUAGAGACUUCUGCCUCUGGAGUAGAAGAUGUCAGUGAACUUCCUUCAGGGGAAGGUCUAGAGACCUCUGCUUCUGGGGUAGAGGACCUCAGCAGGCUCCCUUCUGGAGAAGUUCUAGAGACUUCUGCCUCUGGAGUAGGGGACCUCAGUGGACUUCCUUCUGUAGGAGAAGUUCCAGAGACUUCUGUCUCUGGAGUUGGGGACCUCAGUGGACUUCCUUCUGGAGAAGAAGGUCUAGAGACCUCUGCUUUUGGAGUAGGGACUGACCUCAGUGGACUUCCUUCUGGAAGGGAGAGUCUAGAGACUUCAGCUUCUGGAGCUGAGGAUCUCAGUGGGUUGCCUUCUGGAAAAGAAGACUUGGUGGGUUCAGCUUCUGGAGACUUGGACUUGGGUAAACUGCCUUCUGGAACUCUAGGAAGUGGGCAAGCUCCAGAAACAAGUGGACUUCCCUUUGGAUUUAGUGGCGAGUAUUCUGGGGUGGACCUUGGAAGUGGCCCAUCCUCUGGCCUGCCUGACUUUAGUGGACUUCCAUCUGGAUUCCCAACUGUCUCCCUAGUGGAUUCUACAUUGGUAGAAGUGGUCACAGCCUCCACUGGGAGUGAACUGGAAGGGAGGGGAACCAUUGGUGUCAGUGGUGCAGGAGAAGUAUCUGGGCUGCCUUUCAGUGAGCUGGACAUUAGUGGGGGAGCUAGUGGACUCCCUUCGGGAACUGAACUCAGUGGCCAAGCAUCUGGGUCUCCUGACAUCAGUGGGGAAACAUCUGGACUCUUUGGUGUCAGUGGACAGCCCUCAGGGUUUCCUGACAUCAGUGGGGGAACAUCUGGGGUUUUUGAGGUUAGUGGGCAGCCAUCAGGGUUUCCUGACACCAGUGGGGAAACAUCUGGAGUGACUGAGCUUAGCGGGGUGUCCUCUGGACAACCAGGUGUUAGUGGAGAAGCAUCUGGAAUCCUUUAUGGCACUGGUCAACCAUUUGGCAUAACCGACCUGAGUGGAGAAACAUCCGGGGUCCCUGAUCUCAGCGGGCAGCCUUCAGGGUUGCCAGAGCUCAGUGGGGCAACGUCAGGAAUCCCUGGACUGGUUUCUGGUGCCACGAGUGGCAGCGGUGAAUCUUCUGGCAUUACAUUUGUGGACACCAGUUUGGUCGAAGUGACCCCUACAACGUUUAAAGAAGAAGAAGGUUUGGGGUCUGUGGACCUCAGUGGACUCCCUUCUGGAGAGGAAGAUCUGUCAGGCAAAUCUGGGAUAGUGGAUGUCAGUGGACAGUUUUCUGGAACUGUCGAUUCCAGUAGGUUUACAUCCCAGACUCCAGAAUUCAGUGGCCUACCAAGUGGCAUAGCUGAGGUCAGUGGAGAACCCUCUGGAGCUGAGAGUGGGAGCAGCCUACCCUCGGGAGCAUAUUCUGGCAGUGGACUUCCAUCUGGUUUCCCCACUGUCUCUCUUAUAGACAGAACUUCGGUGGAAUCUGUAACCCAAUCUCCAACAGCCCAAGAAGCAGGAGAAGGGCCUUCUGGCAUUAUAGAACUCAGUGGUGCCCAUUCUGGAGCACCGGACCUGUCUGGGGACCAUUCUGGAUUUCUGGACCUAAGUGGGCUGCAGUCUGGGCUGGUAGAGCCCAGUGGAGAGCCACCAAGUACUCUGUAUUUUAGUGGGGAUUUUGCCAGCACCACUGAUAUAAGCGGAGAACCCUCUGUAGCCAUGAGCACCAGUGGAGAGGCUUCGGGACUUCCAGAAGUUACUUUAAUCACUUCUGAGUUUGUGGAGGGUGUUACUGAACCAACAGUUUCUCAGGAACUUGGACAGGGGCCCCCUGUGACACACACACCCCAGCUUUUUGAGUCCAGUGGAGAAGCCUCUGCAGCUGGGGACAUUAGUGGAGUUACCCUGGUGCUCUCUGGAUCUGGAGUAGAAGUGUCAUCUGUCCCAGAAUCUAGCAGUGAGACGUCCGCCUAUCCUGAGGCUGGGGUCGAGGCAUCUACUGCCCAUGAGGCCAGCGGAGAAGCUUCUGGGUUCCCUGAUCUGAGUGAAACCACCUCUGCAUUCCAUGAAGCUGACCUCGAGAGAUCCUCUGGCCUAGAAGUGAGCGGCAGCACUUUGACUUUUCAAGAAGGCAAGGGGUCAACUGCCCCAGAAGUGAGCGGCGAAUCCACCACCACUGAUGACGUGGGGACGGAGGCAUCAGUCUUGCCUUCGGCCACUCCCAUGGCUUCUGGAGACAGGACUGAAACCAGCGGAGACCUGUCUGAUCACACCUCGGGGCUGGGUAUUGUCAUCAGCACCAGCCCCCCAGAGUCUGAGUGGACCCAGCAUACCCAGCGCCCUGCAGAGGCACAUCUAGAAAUUGAGUCCUCAAGCCUCCUAUACUCAGGAGAAGAGACUCAAACAGCCAAAACAGCCACCUCCCCAACAGAUGCUUCCAUCCCAGCUUCUCCAGAAUGGACAGGUGAAUCAGAGUCAACUGUUGCAGCCCCUGCCAGGUCCUGUGCGGAGGAGCCCUGUGGUGCUGGGACCUGCAAGGAGACAGAGGGACAGGUCAUAUGCCUGUGCCCCCCUGGCUACACUGGCGAGCACUGCAACAUAGACAUUGAUGAGUGCCUCCCAAGCCCUUGUCUGAAUGGAGCCACCUGCCUGGAUGCCAUCGACUCUUUCACAUGCUUAUGCCUUCCCAGCUACGGAGGGGACCUGUGUGAGAUCGACCAGGAGGUAUGUGAGGAGGGCUGGACCAAGUACCAGAGCCACUGUUACCGCCACUUCCCGGACCGCGAGACCUGGGUGGAUGCGGAGCGCCGGUGUCGGGAGCAGCAGUCACACCUGAGCAGCAUCGUCACCCCCGAGGAGCAGGACUUUGUCAACAACAAUGCUCAAGACUACCAGUGGAUCGGCCUGAAUGACAGGACCAUUGAAGGGGACUUCCGCUGGUCAGAUGGACACCCCAUGCAAUUUGAGAACUGGCGCCCCAACCAGCCUGACAAUUUCUUUGCCGCCGGAGAGGACUGUGUGGUGAUGAUCUGGCAUGAGAAGGGCGAGUGGAAUGAUGUUCCCUGCAAUUAUCACCUGCCCUUCACGUGUAAAAAAGGCACAGUGGCCUGCGGAGAACCCCCUGCAGUGGAGCAUGCCAGGACCUUCGGGCAGAAGAAGGACCGGUAUGAGAUCAAUUCCCUGGUGCGGUACCAGUGCACGGAGGGGUUUGUCCAGCGCCACGUGCCCACUAUCCGGUGCCAGCCCAGCGGGCACUGGGAGGAGCCUCGGAUCACCUGCACAGACCCCACCACCUACAAACGCAGACUACAGAAGCGAAGCUCACGGCACCCUCGGAGGAGCCGCUCCAGUGUGCCCCACUGAGAGGAGCUUCCAGGACGCACCCAGGACGCUGAGCCCAGGAGCCUGCCAGGCUGACGUGGACCCACCCAGAUGGUGUCCUCUUCUUGUCGCUUUUUGUCAUAUAAGGAAUCCCAUUAAAGAAGGAAAAAAUAAAUCCCACAUUGUGUAUGCACCCACUCACCCCUCCAAAUCACCAAAACCACAUCUAAUUUGUCCGCUGAAUGCCAAAGCAAAGCCAACUUAUUAUAACUCGUGGACUAAAUUUAGAGACAUUUCUUCAAUCUCCCAUCGUGCCUUUUGAGGGACCAGUGCAGGGACAGGGGGAGAAGGGGAGGGGUUAAGUUAAAUAAAGAAGAUUAUUUUUGUUUCCUGACUUUAUCCAAGAGCAGUGCAAUGGUUGGUUAUUUCACCUCCAGGGAGAGCUAGGGAGGAGGGAGGAGGGCUCCGAAGGAGCUGGAAAGGGCAAAGGCCUGAGAGCAUGAGGAACUCGGAACCGCAGCAGAAUGUACUGGAUGAGAAGCCAGGAGGGCUGCACCGUCUGUCUGAGGGAGAAGCCUUGGGGGAGAGGGGCGGGUUCCUGCCUCCUGCCAAGGGUGAGCUGGCAGGGGAGAGCCAUCAGAGGGACCUUCCGCCGCAUGGGGCUUGGGUUCCCUCCAAGGGUCCGUCUUCCAGUGUCCUCUCACCUGGGUCUGCCACCCUAGCAGCUGGCAAUUUGGCAGGGCUGCUGAGGGCACUUCCUUCCCAGUGGGGGUGCCACCCAACCUUCUCCCCUCCCCGCCCCCUGCCCCCGGGACCGUGCAGGCACCAGGGUUCCGUGCACCUAUUUAUAUUUUUGAAAACUGAAGAUUAUGAUAUUAUAAUAAUAAUAAAGACAUUGGAAGAGA
Molecule: messenger RNA, 8100 nt
Organism: Callithrix jacchus (white-tufted-ear marmoset)
Lineage: Eukaryota; Metazoa; Chordata; Mammalia; Primates; Cebidae
Gene: ACAN
Product: aggrecan
Biological process (GO): skeletal system development; central nervous system development; cell adhesion
Cellular component (GO): synapse; perineuronal net
Molecular function (GO): hyaluronic acid binding; calcium ion binding
Source: RefSeq, a predicted model, not a curated record